CCUUAGUAAUUGUGUGUAACCAGUGCUUUUUUAUUACAAAGAAACUUAUAAUCAAGAAAAAAAAUAUUUAAUAAAAAUGUCACUUACGGGAAAUGCUUCAGAAAAUUCGGAUAACACGAAAAAUUAUUCAAUAACUGGUAUUAAAGAAAAUGGUAACAAUACCAUGACAGCUAAUGCAUAUGUUAAUGGAUAUAGAGAUACCCCAGACCCCACUAAAUUGGGUGUCCCACAUUACUCUGUCGCUGGAGGAAGCCUGACUGUUGAAUCACGUGGUCAUUCAGCAGGUUUAGCAGCUCAACAUAUACCCAACUUUGGCGAUAGAGUGACUGGUUCAGCAAAUUUAAACCUAAUGAAUUCCGAGACACAUAAAUUGGAUGCCCAUGCUUUUAGCACCCAAACGAUACCAAAGGCUCAUCCGAAUUUUGCAACCCAUGGCGGAGGAGUCGAUUAUACCUAUAUGAACAAACACGGUGCAAGUGCAUCUGUGACUCAUACCCCGAUGUUUAACAAGACAGAUCACAAUGUGGGGACACACUUUAAUCUCCAUAAAACACCUACUUCUUCCCUAGACUUCAAUAUUGGGGCAUCAAAGAGCAAAUCUCCCUUUUCAAAUGGUAAUUGGGACAAACAGGGUUCGUUUAUAUUCAGAAAAGAUUUUUAAUAUUAAAAGUGUACACGUACAAUAAUAAUUCUUGCUUAAUCUUUUUAUUUCUAUUAAAAAACAACUAUAAACACCCAUUAAUUAUACAUAAAUUGUAAAGA
This is a messenger RNA of Pieris rapae (cabbage white), 762 nucleotides long. Its product is annotated as attacin-B. Gene Ontology annotation, cellular component: extracellular region. The record is from RefSeq and is a predicted model, not a curated record. The coding region runs from base 77 to 661 and encodes 194 amino acids. The transcript has 4 exons. NCBI's taxonomy places the organism in Eukaryota, Metazoa, Arthropoda, Insecta, Lepidoptera, Pieridae. Gene Ontology annotation, biological process: defense response to bacterium.